GCAGGAGGAACCAAAACCUCCAAAACGUCAAAGGAUCAUAAAAAGCCCACGGCAGCCAUCUUGAAAGGAGCCAUCCAGCUGGGCAUCAGUUACGCUGUGGGAAACCUCAGCUCCAAACCAGACAGAGAUGUCCUCAUGCAGGACUUCUCAGUGGUGGAGAGUGUCUUCCUGCCCAGUGAGGGCAGCAACCUGACUCCUGCACAUCACUACCCAGAUUUCCGACUGAAAACAUACGCCCCGCUGGCCUUUCGCUACUUCAGAGAGCUGUUCGGCAUCAAACCCGAUGACUAUUUGUACUCCAUCUGUAAUGAGCCUCUGAUCGAGCUGUCCAACCCCGGCGCCAGCAGCUCGUGGUUCUACCUCACCAGCGACGAUGAGUUCAUCAUUAAGACGGUGCAGCAUAAAGAGGCGGAGUUCCUGCAGAAGCUGCUGCCGGGUUACUACAUGAAUCUGAAUCAGAACCCGAGGACGUUGCUCCCCAAGUUCUACGGUCUUUACUGCAUCCAGUGCGGCGGUUCCACCGUCCGCGUGGUGGUGAUGAACAAUGUGCUGCCGCGAGCCAUGAAGAUGCACUACAAGUACGACCUGAAGGGUUCCUCGUACAAACGCCGCGCCUCACGCAAAGAGCGCGGCAAGUCCUCGCCCACGUUCAAAGACCUGGACUUCCAGGAAAUGCACGAGGGCCUGCACUUUGACCCAGAAACAUACAACGCCCUGAUGAAGACUCUGCAGAGGGACUGUCGGGUCUUGGAGAGCUUCAAGAUCAUGGACUACAGUCUCCUGCUGGGGAUUCACGUUUUGGACCGGAAGCCUCUGAACAGAGGAAGCCGACUGGACAGCAGGAGAGGACAGAAAGUCCUCUACUCCACCGCCCUGGAGUCUAUCCAAGGGAGCGUGAAGGACCCUGAACCUGUCGCUGAUGACGACACAUUUGGUGGAAUUCCUGCCAAACAUAAAGAUGAGAACCUGCUCAUCUUUUUAGGAAUCAUUGACAUCCUUCAGUCCUACAGGUUCAUUAAGAAGGUGGAACACUCCUGGAAAGCUCUGGUGCACGACGGGGACACGGUGUCGGUUCACAGGCCCAGUUUUUAUGCAGACAGGUUUCUGAAGUUCAUGGGCUCGACUGUGUUCAAGAAGCUUCAUCCUUUAAGAGGAGCGUCUUCAAAGAGGAAGAGGGGCUCCCUCUAUGCAGUGAAAUCAGCCUCUCAGGAGGUUCUGUCUCCACAGAAAGAGGAGAAGAAGGAGGAGAAGAAGGCCCAGAGCAUGGACAACCUGGAUGGAAACUUUUACAGUUCCUCCAAACAACCAGAUCUUCUCCCGAAAUCUGCCGUGUCCUUCGAGUCCGGACAAAACAAUCAAGAGGAUGUUGAAAACAGUGAAGAUCGACGAGACUCCAGUUCGACGAUCGCUCUGGACGAUCCUCUGCCGUGUCUCAGCAGAAGCCAAUCAGACUCUGAGCUGGACAUCUACUUGCAUCACACAGACUCACCCAGGCGACUCAGCUGGAGUUGAUCGGUCGUUUGUGUCCAAGCAUCCAUAAACUGUAAGCAGCAAGUAACAUCCACAAACUGAUUUUUACUCAUUUCUUUUUUUCUCUCAUGCUUCUGUUGUGGAUAAGACACUGUUUGAGGAGGUGACGUCAGGUUCUGAUGACUUUCAUCUUCUUAUAACAUUCUUCUUUGUUGGUGGCAGCUCCACUGGCAUCCUGUGACGUCCAUACCGUAUGACUCAGCAGAGUCCCAUAUGUGUGUGUUUCAGCCUGAGAAACUUCCACGAGUUCCCUUUUCUACAGCACUUUCUCUUACAUAACCACAAAAUCCUCAUUCAGGCUUAUUCUUCAGCCCUACAUUAAGCAGUCCUACCCUGUGGGAAGCCUCCAGACGUCGGAGUUAAUCUCAUCUCUGAGCCUCUGACAGAAAACAGUGGAAUUCAUGAGCUAUAGAGAGAGUGAAAAGGAAAGUUAGGCCAUGGAUUUAUCUGCCAGCCUCCACUUGAACAUGCAGAUUGUCUUAAACGAUCUGUUGUUUUUAACCUUUAAAGGAGUGAGUGUGAGGACUAAUCAUGGAUGGAUUUUUGUUUUUUCU
Messenger RNA from Lates calcarifer (barramundi perch), 2084 nucleotides. RefSeq names its product phosphatidylinositol 4-phosphate 5-kinase type-1 beta. Gene Ontology annotation, biological process: phosphatidylinositol metabolic process. The transcript is spliced from 13 exons. The record is from RefSeq and is a predicted model, not a curated record. NCBI's taxonomy places the organism in Eukaryota, Metazoa, Chordata, Actinopteri, Centropomidae. The annotation marks the transcript as partial. Gene Ontology annotation, molecular function: phosphatidylinositol kinase activity.